AUGGCGGCCACAGCAGGGGGAACAGGCGCAGCAGGGGCCGCAGGCGCGGCAGGAGGGGGAGCGGGGACCACUGCAGGGACGGCGGGAGCAGCAGCGGGGGGAGACACAGGCGCUUCUAGCCACUUCGACCCGCAAUCCGACCUGAGUGACACGGAGAAGCGGCGCGAACUGGUGAAGGCGAUUCUGGAGGACCCAAAUUCCAAAAUCGCCAAGGAGGUGACGCGCAACAACGUGUUCCGCGAGCACAUGCCCACGUUUGGGUUCGUGCAGUUCGCGAGCUACCGCAUGAGCGAAAGCAAGUUCGCCGUGGUGGGACUGGCGUCCCGCGUGCUCAAGACGUCGCGGGAACUGGGCCGGUGCCUGUGGAAGGAGAAGCACGGCGGCCACAGGGUCACGGGGCAGCUCGUGGGCGACGACCACAACAAGCGGUACGAGGCGGUGGUGCUGGUGUGCGAACUAGAGGAGUCCACUGCACAGGACUUCGGAGGAAUCCUGGUGGUCACAGUGGACAAAGAAGACAUCGUCGCAUACAUCGAGGACCAGGGCCAGUACCCCUCCGCCAACCCCGCCCCGCCGUACCCCCACCGCCUCACCUACUGCUCCCCCCCGCUCGCCACGAAGCUCAUCCCGAUGCGCAUCUAUGAGUGGAUAGAGUACCACCUGCACGUGGGGGUGGACCGUGUGGUGCUGUACGAUGCAGGCGCGCUGGACCCCGAGAUCAUGGGGCUCAUAGAGGGCUUUGUGGAGGGCGGGUUCGUGCAGAUCGUGGACAUGCGGCGCGUGGAGCAGUUUGACAUCUGGGAGUCUGGGAGGUUGCUCGCGAUGAAUGAUUGUGUGCACCAGCACGCGUUCACCUCCCAGUGGGUGUUCUUCGCCGAGAUGAGCGAGUACUUCUCGUCCAGGUCCGGGGAGGAUAUGGCGGCCGUGCUGAGUAGGUUUGAGGGGCGGCCGUACGUGUCGUUUGGCAGCCGAUGGUGGUCGCUGGAGAAGUGCGUUCAGGUGGAGGGGGCAGGGGGAGGGGCGGGGGGAGGGGUAGGGAGGGGUGCGGGAGGGAGGAGCUUGCUGGCUGUGGCGGGCGGGGGCGGUGGAGGAGGGUCGGCGUUAAGGUCGGUGGGUAAUAGCACGGGAGCUGGUGCGGGUGCAGGUGGUGAUGCUGCGCGCACAGCUGGAACCACAGGUGCUGGUGCUACUGCUGGUGCUGCCGGCGGUGGUGAUGCUGCAACUGCUGGGACUGCAGGUGCUGCUGGUGGUACUGGUGGUGGUACUGCGGGUGCUGCAGGGGGUGGUGGUGGUGGUGUUGGUGCAUCUGGUGGUGGAGCCGGUGCUGCUGCUGGUAUGGGUACAGCCGGUGCGGCUGGCGCCACUGCUGCCGCUACAGCCACCACCACCAUCACCACAGCCACAGCAGCAGUGACCACAGCCGAGCCGCCCCCAGCAGCCUCACCGGUGUGGGCAGUGGAGCGCAUGCGCUUCCACUGGCCGCAGCUGUUCUGCACCAACAAGGACGAGUACCCGCGCGCCGAGAUGUGCCUGGGGGAAUUCGGCUACCGCCGAGUCGCCGUGGAUCCAAGACAAGUCAUGACCGUCCUGGUUCACCGCACCAGCGUGCCCGAGAUGGGCGGCGACGACUUGGACGCUAGUGAGGCGCGGUUCAACCGGUACCCACUGCUGACGGAGGAGACGAGGAAGGCGUGCCAGAGAGAGGUUCGGCCAGGGGAGGUGGUGGAGUGGUGGGUAAGGGACGCUGAGGUGGCGGAGAUUGCGGAGAAGGCGCGGAAGAGCCCUAAGGGGCGGCCGCGGGUCUCGUCUGUGUUGUCUUCUGCUCGAAGAUGA
Messenger RNA from Closterium sp. Yama58-4, 1833 nucleotides. NCBI's taxonomy places the organism in Eukaryota, Viridiplantae, Streptophyta, Zygnematophyceae, Desmidiales, Closteriaceae. The record is from the annotation of a GenBank genome assembly.